This is a messenger RNA of Plutella xylostella (diamondback moth), 2267 nucleotides long. Its product is annotated as multicopper oxidase 3. Gene Ontology annotation, molecular function: oxidoreductase activity; copper ion binding. Lineage: Eukaryota; Metazoa; Arthropoda; Insecta; Lepidoptera; Plutellidae. The record is from RefSeq and is a predicted model, not a curated record. Gene Ontology annotation, cellular component: plasma membrane. Gene Ontology annotation, biological process: iron ion transport.
AAAUAUAUAGGAGAUCAACUUUUUCACUAUCACUUAGUCUUGAAUAAGGUUCUUAGGGACAAAAGUCUAGCUUCUAGACUUUUGUUUUUUGUCGUUUCGUUGUUCCGUACCUUCAUUGGUCGACGGAACUCGGGUUUAUUGUGAGAAUUUGCCUGGGACAAACCAGCACCAUGAAGAGAUUCAGCCAGGUGCUGUGCUGCGUGGCAGCCAUCGCCUUGCUUUCGGGCGCUACCGCAGAAGACGAGGAGAACCACCCUUGCAACCGAGAAUGUAUCGAGGGAGAGACCAUGACCUGCCACUACGACUUCGAGAUCGGCUGGUACCAGUCCAUGAGCAAGGCCUGCUACGACUGCCCCUUCAACGCUGAUGACUGCAACAGGAAGGACUGCAUUCCUGCUGACGGCAUCUCCAGGCCUCUUAACGUUGUUAACAGGAAAAUGCCCGGACCUGCUAUUACGGUCUGUCAAGGCGACCGAGUGAUCGUCGACGUAGACAAUGAGCUGAUGACUGAGGGUUCCUCGGUCCACUGGCAUGGCAUGCACCAGGUCGGAACCCCCUACAUGGACGGAACCCCAUGGGUCACUCAGUGCCCUAUCUCCCCUCUGUCUACUUUCAGAUACAACUUCACCGCCAGCAACCCUGGAACCCACUUCUGGCACUCUCACUCCGGUCUGCAGAGGACCGACGGUAUGGCCGGUGCUUUCAUCGUCAGGAAGACCCGCUCCAGGGAGCCUAACGGCUUCUACGACUAUGACAAGUCCGAGCACGUGAUGCUAGUCACCGACUGGCUGCACGAGACCACCGUGGCCAAGUACACGGACCACCACCACUCCACCGGCGACAACAAGCCCCCGGCGCUGCUCGUCAAUGGAGUCGGUCGCUUCAAGCUGUUCGGCAACGACACUGACGAGCCUUUCUACAUGAAGACCGCCCAGUUUGAUGUGGAGAAGGGAUACAGUUACAGAUUCCGUCUCAUCAACGCCGAGUUCAUGAACUGCCCCAUCGAGAUGACCAUCGACGGCCACAACUUCACCCUCAUCGCUUCUGACGGUCACGACUUGGAGCCCAUCAUUGCUACUUCCCUUGUGUCCUAUGCUGGAGAGCGUUUCGACUUUGUCAUCACCGCUGACAAAGAGGUCGACAACUACUGGAUCAAGUUCCGUGGUCUUAUGGACUGUGAUGACCGCUUCACCAAGGCCAAGCAGGUGGUGGUCCUCCACUACGAGGGAGCUCCUGAUGAAGAACCCGCCGGUAACCCGACCUGGGAGGAGUCUCACAGGGAUGGUCUGCAACUGAACGCUCUGAACAAGGGUGAGGAAGACAUGGCCACCAUCAGUAUUCCCGAGAUGCACUCGCUCCACGCCUGGGAUGAGAGCAUGAAGGAGGUGCCUGACCACCAGUUCUACAUCACCUACGACUUCUACGGCAAGAACAACUCCGAGUACCACAAGGCUCCGUACUACGGGUUCAACCAGAUGACCGACACGGACAACAAGAUGUUCACCCCUCAACUGAACCACAUCAGUAUGCAGAACCCGAAGACCCCUCUCCUGAUCAGCAAGCCUCUCUCUUCCAGCGGCUUCUGUAACGCCGACACCGUCGACGAAGAAUACUGCGAGAAGGAAUUCUGCAAGUGUCCCCACGUUCUCUCCGUCAAACUGGGUUCCGUCGUUGAGCUGGUCAUCAUUGACGAAGGCAACACUUACGACGCCAAUCAUCCCUUCCACUUGCACGGAUACGCUUUCCGUGUUGUUGGAAUGAGACGGCUGGGCUCCAGCACUUCUGCUGAAGAGGUCAAGGCUUACGACGCCGCUGGUCUCUUGAAGAGGAAUCUUAUUGAUGCUCCGCUUAAGGAUACCGUGACGAUCCCUGACGGUGGUUACACGGUUGUGAGGUUCAAGGCUGACAACCCUGGGUACUGGCUUUUCCACUGCCACAUUGAGUUCCAUGUGGAGGUCGGUAUGGGGUUGGUUUUCAAGGUCGGAGAGAACUGGGACAUGCCCCCCACUCCUCCUGGUUUCCCUACCUGUGGUGACUACAAACCAGAGAACUAAGGAUUGUGAUAUUUACACUGACUGAAGCUUAUCAUUUUGUUUUUACAAGAUUUUUGGUACUUACAUUUCCGUAUGGAUGCAUUUAUUUAUUUAUUUAAUAACUUAUUCAGAUUGUGAUGUAAUUUUGUUGACUUGUUAUCUUGUUACUUUACAAUUGUUGGCUUGAAUGCUAGGAUACUCUAUUUUGAGCAAUAAAACACUUUUACACUAUAA